UAGCCUGAGGGUGAGAGGGAAGAGGUCAGAGAAAAUUCUCGCUGGGUAAGUGGGGGUUCUCUCAGCGAUGAGAAAGGGAAGACUCAAAAACCCGGGGGAAGAGCAGCCUUCGCCGGCCCUCACGUCUCCCGUCCCCCCUUCCCCACACGCGUGACCUCCUUUGGAGACCCUCAGGUGGCACCUCCGUGUCCGAUCUGCGCCUCUCCGGCACGCCGCGGGCGUUUGGGCUCGGCGGGGCCCCGGCCACACAGCGCCGAGCGGCUGAACCGGCAGCUUUGGAAGGACCAUCCCCGCGCUCGCUCGCCCCCUUCGCGGGCUGCCACCAUGCUCGGCCGCCCGCGGCUGGCGCUGCUCUGCGCGCUGCCCUGGCUCCUGCGGGCGGCGGCCCCCGGCCACCAGGCAGAGCCGCCCCGCGAUCCGCGCGACCCCGCCAGGGGCGCCGAUUUCGACCGCGUCUACAGCGGGGUGGUGAGCCUCAGCACCGAGGACAUCUACGCCUUCAACCACACCAGCCUCCCCGGCCAGGUGACAGCUGUGAGGGUACACGUGAACAGUUCCUCCGAGAACCUGGACUACCCCGUCCUGGUUGUGGUUCGCCAGCAGAAAGAAGUGUUGUCCUGGCAAGUUCCUCUGCCCUUCCAAGGACUAUACCAAAGGAGCUACAACUACCAGGAAGUCAGCCGCACUCUGUGUCCUUCAAAAGCAACCAAUGAGACUGGCCCUUUGGAGCAGCUGAUCUUCGUAGAUGUAGCAUCCAUGGCUCCCCACGGGGCUCACUAUACGUUGCUGGUCACCAAAGUCAAGCACUUCCAGCUCCGGACAAAUGUCGCCUUUUACUUCACUGCCAGCCCCUCUCAACCUCAGUUUUUUCUAUACAAAUUUCCUAAAGACGUGGACUCCGUCAUCAUCAAAGUGGUGUCUGAGAAGGCUUAUCCGUGUUCAGUCAUCUCUGUUCAGAACAUCAUGUGUCCAGUGUAUGAUCUGGACGACAAUGUGGAAUUCAACGGUGUCUAUCAGUCCAUGACCAAGAAAGCUGCCAUCACACUACAGAAGAAGGAUUUUCCAGACGAGCAGUUCUUCGUGGUGUUUGUGAUAAAACCUGAAGAUUACGCAUGUGGGGGAUCAUUCUCCAUCCAGGAAAAUGAAAACCAGACCUGGAAUCUACAGCGAUCAAAGAACCUGAAAGUGACCAUUGUCCCCUCCAUCAAAGGAUCUGUAUAUGUGAACUCCAGUGUUUUCAGCGUAUUCAUUUUCUUCUUCUUCUACGUGGUAUACUUUGUUGUUGUGUGUGUCCAUCACGUGAGGUGUCAGAGGAAAUCCACUGAUGGCGGCUUUGGUUCCAGUGAUGGCUCUGGAAAUACGGCUGUCUCACAUCCUAUCUCGGCCAGCACGCCUGAAGGGAGCAAUUAUGGGGCAAUAGAUGAGUCGAGUUCCAGCCCUGGAAGGCAGAUGUCUUCCUCUGAUGGUGGGCAGCCAUGCCACUCAGACACAGACAGUUCUGUGGAGGAGACUGACUUCGACACCAUGCCAGAUAUUGAUAGUGACAAAAACAUCAUUAGGACCAAGAUGUUCCUGUACCUGUCAGAUCUGUCCAGGAAGGACCGGAGAAUCGUCAGCAAAAAGUAUAAGAUUUAUUUUUGGAACAUCAUCACCAUCGCCGUGUUUUAUGCGUUGCCUGUCAUGCAGCUUGUCAUCACCUACCAGACAGUGGUACACAUCACUGGCAACCAGGACAUCUGUUACUACAACUUCCUCUGUGCUCACCCCUUGGGUGUCCUGAGCGCCUUCAAUAACAUUCUCAGCAACCUGGGACACAUUCUCCUGGGCCUCCUCUUCUUGCUGAUAGUGUUGCGCCGGGACAUUCUCCACCGAAGAGCCCUGCAAGCUAAAGACAUCUUCGCGAUGGAGUAUGGGAUUCCCAAACACUUCGGUCUCUUCUAUGCUAUGGGGAUCGCACUAAUGACGGAAGGCGUGCUCAGUGCCUGUUACCAUGUCUGCCCUAAUUACUCCAACUUCCAGUUCGACACUUCCUUCAUGUACAUGAUUGCCGGCCUCUGCAUGCUGAAGCUCUACCAGACCCGCCACCCGGACAUCAAUGCCAGCGCCUACUCUGCCUAUGCCUCCUUUGCUGUUGUCAUCACACUCACGGUCCUCGGAGUGGUGUUUGGAAAAAAUGAUGUGUGGUUCUGGGUCAUCUUCUCUGCAAUCCAUGUUCUUGCUUCUCUGGCCCUCAGUACCCAAAUCUACUACAUGGGUCGUUUCAAGAUAGAUGUAUCUGACACAGAUCUGGGAAUCUUCCGGCGGGCCGCUAUGGUGCUCUACACGGACUGUAUCCAGCAGUGCAGCAGACCUCUGUAUAUGGACAGAAUGGUGUUGCUCAUUGUGGGAAAUCUGGUUAACUGGUCCAUCGCCUUCUUAGGCUUGAUCUACCGGCCGAGAGACUUUGCGUCCUACAUGCUGGGCAUCUUCAUCUGCAAUCUGCUGCUCUACCUGGCUUUCUACAUCAUCAUGAAGGUUCGCAGCUCUGAGAAGAUUCUCCUGCUACCUCGCUUCUGCAGCUUGGCCACUGCAUUGUUGUGGGCCGCAGCCCUGUACUUUUUCUUCCAGAACCUCAGCAGCUGGGAGGGAACCCCAGCCGAAUCCCGGGAGAAGAACAGAGAAUGUAUCCUGUUCAACUUCUUCGAUGACCACGACAUCUGGCACUUCCUGUCUGCCAUUGCCCUGUUUUUCUCAUUCCUGGUGUUGUUGACGCUGGAUGACGACCUAGAUGUGGUUCGCAGAGACCGGAUCCCCGUCUUCUGAGCCUCCCGAGUCUCGGGGGGAAGAGGGAAAGACCCACCUUGGUGCUGCUUCGUGGACACUAUGGUGACUGCAGCAGCGUGCCCACUGCCAGACACUCUACUUGCCUCAGUGGAGCCAACGGAGUCUGCGUUCACCCAGGAGAGCUUGGGGUGAGCUAAACCUCAAGAAGGAUGGCAGAGGGGAAGCCCUGACGUGCACAGAGACAAAGCCGGGAGGCUCAAGCACCUCUGUUUGCAACUCUUAAGACACAAGCUGCAGGAGGCCGGCUUCAUGGCCUGACCUCUCCCAGCUUCACUGAGGUUGGCCGGAGGAACCAGCCACUCCGUACCUCCCACCUAAAACCUCUGGUGUGGCAGCGCCCACACCUCUGAGACACCUGCCGCUAGAGAAGGCCAAAGCACCAUCUCGUUCUCCCCCAGGUCCUCAGAGGACGCGAUUCCGAUUCCUCAGAAUACGGUGCAGAAGUGGGAUCGAGUCCCCACCCAACCGGGACAGACAUUCUGGCAACUCAAGCUAAGCCACCUCCUCAGAAGGAAUACCGAACAAUCCUGCAGGUUCCUGGCACCACUGGAAAUGCCCGGGAUGAGAUUUUGACAUGCAUGCUUCUGAAUAGAUCCCCAUUGCUGGGCCCAAGGCCCCGGUGGUCACCUACUUCUUAGUGUCUUCAUCUCACCAUUGGAUGUUGACUUGGCACUCUGAUACCACCUUCUUGGAGAGUCCCUCUUUCUCCGUAGACUUCUAACAGCUCCAAGAUGGACAGGAAAGGGAGAGAACUCUACCUACUGCAGGAGAAGUGGCAGACAUCAGGCCGGCAGCCUCCACCUUAAGGACUCCGGAUCCUGGAGCAAAUUCAACAAAGCAACGGUGAUGGGACCCAGGCGCACAGCACAUUCUUUGCCUGUACAGCCUUUUCGAGGAAAGAAGUGUUCCCAGCAGCAUUACCCUGAGGGUCCUCCACAGCUGAGCCCCUCACCUGUCAGUUACGUAGAUCAGUGUUCCGGACUCCCUGCCUGAAGCUCUCAGCAGGGACUUGGGAUGGACAUGUGCCCCACACACCCUGAGUUGCAGAAACCAUAGAUAAUCCACUUACCUCUUAUUGCAUCUCACUUUCACUCUCCCCCGGUAAGUUGUAAAAAAGCUCAGUGCUCUAGUUUUUUUCUCUCACACCACCUAGAAAACCCUGUGCGAAGCCCCAUUUUGACCAGGCUUCCUGGUUGUGUGGGGUAUGAUGUUAUCAGAAAAUAGACAUACAAGUGCGCACACAUACCUAUUUGCUUGUGAAACUGAAGUCAGUCCUCACCCGUGCUUUUUUGAACAAUUAUUAAGAAGAUGGAUCAGGCAUUCCUCUUUUGAAAAUAUAUUUUUCUUUCUCUCAAAUAUCUGUGUAUUGUUCAAAUAUGUGCUUUAGGAGUUUGAAGAGCAAGCUUUUCCUGGUUUUAAAAAUGUAAAGAUAAUUUCCAUGAAUAA
Meriones unguiculatus (Mongolian gerbil) is the source of this 4269-nucleotide messenger RNA. It is a transcript of the gene Sidt1, whose product is annotated as SID1 transmembrane family member 1. The coding region runs from base 325 to 2802 and encodes 825 amino acids. The transcript has 26 exons. NCBI's taxonomy places the organism in Eukaryota, Metazoa, Chordata, Mammalia, Rodentia, Muridae. Gene Ontology annotation, cellular component: membrane. The record is from RefSeq and is a predicted model, not a curated record.